AUGUCAUUUGAUUGGUUUACUUAUUUGUCCGAGACCGGAGCUGAAAUUGCUCCUCCCAAAUUAUUCAAGCAUGUUGAGCGUAGCCUCGAAUCGGUUGUGCGGCCUGAUCAUACUCUUGAAGUGGAUUAUUCAUUCAUGCAGGAGCUUGAUGAUUGUCCUACUACAGCCGUCUGGUGGCCUGCUGAAGUCGUAUUAGUUUCUGGAUUCAUGAUCCGACUUCGGCUAUGUGAACCGGAAACUUACUUCAACCAUUCACACAGCAGACCUCGGCCGUUGACGUCUAAGCUAGCAUCUGUCGGAGAGUUCUGGUUUGAUACUAAAGGGCCAAAUUGGUCCGUGAUACGAUAUAUUAAACUUUCGGAUGAUCUACAUUCCUGGACAGUCCCGCACUUUAUUAGACCAUAUCUGAUUCCAGAUUAUUUGGAUGAAACAAAGAUAAAUUGGAUUGAGACUGAAUGGGGAAGAAGUGUCCAGAUGAGAAGUGCCCCUCGUAUCUUCUUUGAACAACGUGUUUUAUAUGCCUAUGAAUUGAUUCGUAUCGGUGGCUAUCUGGAGUGUGAGCAUGAACUAGACCCAAAUUGUGUGUGGCCCGUUAAAGUUAUGCAGAAUUGGGGGGGUCGUGUGCAUCUUGAAUGGUUUGGUGCGGAUUCCCGUCGGAGUUCUAGUUCAAGCUGGGCUUCUGUACAAAAGAGUGCAUUUAAUGCGAACGAUGAAUGUGGAGCUUCUCACGAUUUACCCAAUAAGGAUUUAUCUAAUCUAUCUUCCCUAUCAUCGACCAGUUUUACCCUAUUUUACUUGCAUCGUAGAUUGCACCCAAUUGGCUGGGGAAAAUCAUAUGCUCUGCGUUAUUGCCCACCCACUGGCCUCUAUCUAGAUAGAUCCAUCUCAAACAUUGAUGCAUUUAUUCGAACAGCUCCUCUGGCGAUUUGCUCGCCAGCAAUUUUCGAAAAUAUUGCCGACACCCGCCUUUUGCGGUUUGGUCAUCCUUCUUUUAAUGAGGAGCCUUUUCUACAUGAGUUCAAAGUGGGAUGGAAACUGGAAGCCGUUAAUCCUCGCAACCCUAGUGUUAUUCAGCCUGCUACUGUCGUUAAAGUGAGCCUUUGCUAUUUUUGA
Messenger RNA from Protopolystoma xenopodis, 1113 nucleotides. NCBI's taxonomy places the organism in Eukaryota, Metazoa, Platyhelminthes, Monogenea, Polystomatidea, Polystomatidae. The record is from the annotation of a GenBank genome assembly.